Molecule: messenger RNA, 915 nt
Organism: Fusarium keratoplasticum
Lineage: Eukaryota; Fungi; Ascomycota; Sordariomycetes; Hypocreales; Nectriaceae
Exons: 2
Coding region: 1-915 (304 amino acids)
Source: RefSeq, a predicted model, not a curated record
AUGAAGACAACUUCAGCGCUCACAAUUUGGGUGCUCACCCUUCUGCCCCCAACCACCGCCUAUGAUGGCGAUGUUGGUGUAGCCGGGCCCCCAAAUGAUAUGAGUGUGGAGGAGUGGGAGUCUUACUUCAAAAAGCCCAAUGCUACCGGCACCUACACUUUUGACGCCUAUAAUGUCUCGGGGCCCUUCCCGCCCAAGGAGACGGUGGGUGGCUGGAAAGCAACUAUUGCAGUGGCCGCCAACGUCACCGGAGACGAAGACCACAGCUACCCAGGAACUAGCAUCAGUAUCACGGCACCUGAAGAUAUGAAACUGCCUGCGAUAAACAAUAGCCGCCGUUCUAACGAAUCCGACUGGCACGUGUGCGUCGCCUUCUGGACACCCAAAGCGCUGGAUGACGACGCUAUCGAUGACGGCCAGGAUGACGACGGCUCUUGCAGUUCAUUUCUCUCCGACGAUUGCAUCGAAGCUCUAGACAGAGAGGGAAAUAUGUAUUUUUGGAAUAGUACGGACAAUAAUGGGUGCGGGCUUUUGCCCGAUAUUCCUGAACAAUGUGAGGACUACUUUAGUGACGACGCCAGCACGUACGGCUUUUCAUUGGGCGCAAACCUCAGCUUGCUUGAUGGCAAGCCACUGAUAGCCGUACGCCCCGGCCCUACCGGCCUCGGAGUAGAUGAGGACGAGGCUUAUGAUAAUGCGGUGCGUGGUAUCUGGACUGUUAUAGUCAACUGGGGUCGCCGCGAUCCCACGGAGUGGAGAACUCCGGACGAGAUGCCGGUUGCUUCUUUGUUGUGUUUGCGGGCUAGUAAUGUCACCGAGGGAAGUGUGAAUCCCAAUGCUGCUGAGAGACUAGGGCUUGACGGUACCUUUGCUUUGUUUAUUGCACUAGUCGCCUCGAGUUUCUUAGUGUAUUAA